Molecule: messenger RNA, 525 nt
Organism: Haemonchus placei
Lineage: Eukaryota; Metazoa; Nematoda; Chromadorea; Rhabditida; Trichostrongylidae
Source: the annotation of a GenBank genome assembly
AUGGCGUUGGGCGAGCAAAUCAAAAAUGUGAGAGUUGGAGUAGAGCUGGUCGCGCCGCGCAACGAUGGAUCUCGACUUGUCGUUUCCACUCGCGAAACUGAUCGAGCUUCUGCAGAUGACCUGGUUGCUCUGGCGCAGCAGUUAUCAUCCGCCCGUGAGUUAGUGAAAGGCCGAGCUUGCGAUCGUCUGAGAAAUAUCGCAGAGCAAAUGGAGCAGUUACAGAAGGCUGCACUCAAGGUGUUAGAAGAGGCAAAACGGGAUGAGGAGUUGCACAGCGUGGCGUGCAAUAUGCAGAAGCAGCCCGGGCGUAUAUAUCACCUCUACCAACGAAAAGAUGGCUACAGAUAUUUUUCUCUCCUAUGCCCAGACGAAUGGGGAAAGGAAGAGAAAAGAAAAGAGUACGUGGCUUCAUAUCGCUUAGAACCUGAUCGGAGUUGGACUCCAACGGCAGACAUAGUUAAGCGGGAUCUACAAUUUCGCAGCUUGGACGAGUUUCUCAAGCGACCCAUGUUCAAAAUCGAAUGA